UGUUGACGUAAUGCAAUGAUUAAAUUGUUAUGUCAUUCACAAGCUAGGCGAGGUUUGACUUGUAUUGUUUCGCUCGCUGCCUAGCGGCCACCAGACCGACGCCAAGUACAAAUAAAGACGAUGAAAAAAAGAAAAAAAAUUAAAAAAAAAAAAAGAAAACUGCAUUUGAGGCAAAGCGUGGGGUGCGUGUAUGUAAUGUAGUAGUGAUGAAGACGUAGUGUGUCGGGACAGCCCCUAUGUUUGUCCUCCAUCAUCAUAUUGGAUGAUAUUGUUCCUCUGCUGCCCCCCGUCCAUCCCGCCGUACUUGUCAAGUGAACAUGGCGACCGCACCAGUCUAUUGCGUCUGCAGACUGCCUUACGACGUCAACCAGUUCAUGAUCGAGUGCGACGCCUGCAAGGACUGGUUCCACGGCGGUUGUGUUGGUGUGGAUGAGGAUGACGCCCCAGACAUUGAUAUAUACCAUUGUCCAAACUGCGAGAAGAUUCACGGCAAAUCCACAUUGAAAAAGAAAAAGAAUUGGAGUAAACACGACACUGGGCAAAGCACGGAUAUUCGAGCAGUUCAGAAUGGCAGUCAAGUUUUCAUCAAGGAGCUCAGGAGUAGAACAUUUCCAAGUGCGGAUGACAUUGUGGUGAAACUCAGCGGCAGUCAGCUGACGCCGGACUACCUAGAAGAGAACGGCUUUGAGGAGCCGGUCCUGGUUCAGAAGAAAGAUGGUCUGGGCAUGUCAAUGCCUCCCCCCACCUUCUACAUCAGUGAUGUAGAAAAUUAUGUUGGCCCCGAUGUUGGCGUCGAUGUUGUUGACGUCACAAAACAGACUGAUAGCAAGAUGAAGCUGAAGGAGUUUGUUGAUUAUUACUACAGCACAAACAGAAAAAAAGUAUUGAACGUCAUCAAUUUGGAGUUCUCUGACUCGAGGAUGAACAGUAUUGUGGAGAGUCCUCAAAUCGUGCGGAGGUUGUCUUGGGCAGAAAACUACUGGCCUGACGACGCUCUGCUUGGGAAGCCAAAAGUCACAAAAUACUGCCUAAUCUGCGUGAAAGACAGCUACACAGACUUCCACAUUGAGUGUGGCGGUGCCUCUGUCUGGUAUCAUGUAUUAAAGGGAGAGAAGAUCUUCUUUCUCAUCAAGCCCACUUCUGCCAACCUGUCGCUUUUCGAGCGCUGGAGGUCGUCGUCCAGUCACGGUGAAAUGUUCUUUGCCGACCAGGUGGACAAGUGUUACAAAUGCCCUCUCAAGCAAGGACAGACGCUGCUCAUUCCCUCAGGUUGGAUCAACGCAAUACUGACGCCGGUUGACUGCUUGGCAUUCUCUGGCCAUUUUGUCCACAACCUGAGUGUCGAGAUGCAGAUGAGAGCGUACGAAAUUGAGAAGCGGCUCAAGGUGAAAACACUCAACCCCUUCCCCAACUUUGAGACCGCAUGCUGGUAUGUGGGACGCCAUCUCCUUGAGCGAUUCAAAGGUUUACAUAAAGCAAAUAAACAGCCUGCGCCAUACCUGAUCCAUGGUGCAAAAAUCAUCAAUGGAGCCUUCAGGUCGUGGACUAAAAAACAGGCUCUCUUAGAACAUGAAGAUGAGCUUCCAGAGAACAUGAAACCGUCGCAGCUCAUUAAGGAUCUUGCCAGAGAGAUUAGACUGUCAGAGAAUGCAACAAAAGCCAUUAAAUGUGAACCCGGUUUUAAACUGCCAAUAGAAGGGCCACUAUCCCCCCAUUCUGACCCCGAAGAGCCGGUCUCGCCGGCUGAGGUCCCCUCACCAAGCAGCGACAUAGCCAGAAAGAAAGCCUCCAAACCCCCGAAACCUCCGAGGCCACCAAGCCUCUUAAAGAUGCCCAAGGCUCCUAAAUCUCCCAAAAUGCCCAAGGUCAAAGACGGAGGUAAAAAGAAAAUCAAAAAUCUCAAAGAUUCACCACCUCCACCUAAACCCUCCAGUUUCGCAGCUUUGGAGUCCCAUGCAAAGGACAUCUUGAGUAAGAUGGAGCAGCCCAAGAAGGCAAAGGCUGUGAAGAAUAUUCUGACUCUGUCAGAAAAGGAAACAUUUCAGCAAAAUAAUGUGGAAAAGUUUGAAAUCAGGGAGCAGAACAAAAACAAGACAGAAGCAAAAUGGAAGUAUAAGAACAGUAAACCAGACUCUCUGCUGAAAAUGGAAGAGGAAUGCAAAUUUGACAGGACGUCACUGCUGGGCAAUAAAGACAAAGUCAGCUUCACAAUGGCACGCAAGAAAAUCCUGGGGGUCAAGACACUAAAACCUCAGACUAACACAAGUCAUUUUGGGACAUUACAAAACCUAAAAGAGGACAAACCUAAGCCGGUGAGAGAUGAGUAUGAAUACGUCUCAGAUGAGGGAGAACUGAAGAUUGACGAAUUCCCCAUCAGACGGAAAAAGAACGCCGUAAAGAGAGAUCUUUCCUUUUUGUCAGAAAUCCGAGAACCAAUUCAGCCAGCCAAAAAACCAAAGUUCCAGCCCUUGGUGACAAAGGGUGCUGAUUCUUCAGACGAAGAAACGCUGCAUAUAGACACAGAAGCCAAGCCUGAGACGAAAUGUCGCAACUCAAAGGCCAAAAAAAAAGGUGGCAGCGCUGCUGGCAUUCUUGACUUGCUGCAGGCCAGCAAGCAAGUGGGCGGGAUUGACUACAGCACCAACAGUCAGCCACCUGCAUCCCCCAGCACACAGGAGGCCAUCCAGGGCAUGCUGUCCAUGGCCAACCUAUCAUCGUCAGACAGCUUGCAGCAGCCAUGGAGCAACAAUCAGUCCAGAAACAAUAGUCAGUCAAAGAACAUCUUGCACAGCUUGCAGACCAGCAAGAAGACCAGCGGAGGCAUCAGCACGGCUGGUAGCAGUAACAGCAAGCAACCGACAAAACGCCUCUUUAAGAAACCGCAGAGAAGCAGCAGUAUUGAGAGUCUUGAUUACGAUGAUGACCAGGAUCACAUGGAUGCAUGCUUUAAAGACUCAGAUUAUGUGUAUCCAUCACUGGAGUCUGAGGAAGAUAAUCCAGUUUUCAAAUCCAGAUCGAAAAAACGGAAAAGCAGCGACGACAUUCCAUACAGCCCAACAGCCCGUGUAGGACCCUCGGUUCCUCGACAGGAAAGGCCUGCAAGAGACGGCGCCCGAGUAGCCUCCAUAGAAACAGGCCUGGCUGCUGCUGCAGCAAAGCUAUCUCAUCAGGAGGAGCAACAAAAGACAAAGAAGAAAAAAAUGACCAAAAGGAAGAUAAUGAUAGAGGAACCCCUAAGGAUGUCUCAGGAUAGUAGCUCGCCAGACCACAAUGCGGACUCGCACGAUGGCAGCCUCACAGAUCACGAGUUCAACACUGGAGCAGUCAAGUCUCCAGUGGGGUCGCAGCCAAUGGCACCAGGGGUUUUCCUAAGCCAAAGGCGACCGUCCAUGUCUUCUCCAAACAGCAACACCACAAGCACCAACAGCAACACGAUGGCAAAGGGCGACCGUGGAACUUCUGCAGACGCCAAAGCAAAGAGGCUAAAGAAAGGCAUGGCCACAGCAAAACAGAGACUUGGAAAGAUCUUAAAAAUACAUCGAAAUGGAAAACUCCUCCUGUAGCAUGAAGCGAACUGUUGGACUGGCAAGUCCUGGACCUCUUUUCAGGAUUCAAGACAACAGAGAGCAUACUUUUUUUUUUUUUUUUUUUUUUCGAUUUCCAAGACCAACAUCACGCAAAUAGGUUUUUGCCUCCCUUUGAACUUUUUCAGCUAUUAAAGUGUACAUAACUUACUAUAAAUAUUUUUAAUAGAACAUGUUUCAUUGUACUACAUCCGUUUGUCAGGGAAAGGCUAAAACACGAAGCAGUCAUUCCAAGAGUUCACAAAGUAUCUUUGCAUGUAUACUCACCUGCAUGUGUGCUUUAUGGAACAAUUGUGCCAGGUGCAGAGGAUCUUUGCCAGGAUCUGACUGUUCGUCAACAAGUGGAACAAACUUGGCGUAUGGACACACUUUUCCAGUCAUCCUUUUGUGUUACGAGUUGAGUUUGCAAAGCACUAUCACGGUCCACCUUUAUUUAUUUUCCGCUGUGUGGAUGGGGAGAAGACGUGAGGAAAACUGUAAAGCACAAAGUGAAAGAGGAGUAUUGACGUCAUCAUGGCGCUAGCUACUGUUGAUUACAGUGCUGUGCGGCAGAAAAAGAAAGACAUAGGAUUUUGAAAUUGGCCUCAUCCCCGCCUGCAAGUACGUGGGUCAAACUUCCUUUACUUCUUUUGCUUUCACAGGCAGCAGCCAAAUCCUAAAGCCAUCUGCAUUUCUACUACUUUUUACACAAUAGAGAAUGUAGCUUGUACACAGCCUUUCAAUCAUGCAUUUUUAUAUUCUUUUCUUUCACCUUUUCAUAUAUAUGUAUAUAUAUUUUUAUACACAUAUAUAUGUAUACGUGUGUGUGCGUGUGUAUAUAUGUAUGAAUGUGUGUGUGUGUGUAUGUAUGUAUGUGUCUAUAUAUAUAUAUAACUGUUUGUGUCUGUAUAUAUAUACAUAUAUACUGUAUGUGUGUAUAUAUGUAUGUAUGUUUGUGUGUAUGUAUGUUUAUAUGUGUGUAUAUAUGGAACAGUUUGUGUGU
Entelurus aequoreus (snake pipefish) is the source of this 4566-nucleotide messenger RNA. It is a transcript of the gene phf2, whose product is annotated as PHD finger protein 2. The transcript is spliced from 22 exons. Bases 318 to 3563 code for a protein of 1081 amino acids. Gene Ontology annotation, molecular function: histone demethylase activity; transcription coregulator activity. Gene Ontology annotation, biological process: protein demethylation; regulation of transcription by RNA polymerase II. Lineage: Eukaryota; Metazoa; Chordata; Actinopteri; Syngnathiformes; Syngnathidae. The record is from RefSeq and is a predicted model, not a curated record.